CUGCGUAGUUUGGGUAUCACGCCGGAGGUGCUGCUGGCGUCGUCUGGCCUGCUGGACCGAGGUACACUCUUGACCCUUCUUCAUACUUCUUCAGGUCAGCGAUUGUCUGCUGGGCCUCAGUACGACUACCCGGGUGACUACAUCACCAACCGCAUCAUCACCCCUACCAAGUACCGUGGCCCUCCUUCCCGAGAGUGUGGCACCCAGUGUGAUGACCCUCCACCUGACAGGAGCAGUCCACGACGUGAGUCCCGUAGGCGAGGUAGUAGGAGGAACACGGCGUCCCUGCCUCGUGACAGUGGCCACAGCAGCGACGCCCGCCCACCCUGGGGCCAUAACCACAGUGACAGACCCUACAGGAAGCAGUCAGAGAAGGAUCCGUACUCCAGCAGGAGGCUCAGGCGGCGGGCUGCCAGAUCACUGAGUCGGUGUGAGCGGGACACGGGCACCGAGGAGAGUGAUCAGCCACAACCCCAACGUCGACGCCGCAAGACCUGGGAUAAGUCCCGCCAGGAGUCUCUGUCAUCUGAUAUCUCAAGGUCACCAUCGCCCCGAGACAGAAGACGCAGCAGCCGGACCUCCGCCACCUCCAGGCAGUGGCCAACCAUCAAACCUUCCCUCACGCCGGCACUCCACUACCCUUACACGCCCGAACCUGCCCCCAAGCCACCACCCUCCCCUCCCUUACCCACCCACAAGAGCAUGCAGGGGGAGGAGGAACCAGACGACGAUGAUGACGACGUGCAGGUGGUGACCACGCCCACAGUGUACACCCCAGCCCCAGCACGAUCCUCCUCCCCACCUGUGCCCGCCCUCAUGCGGAAACUCACAGGUGAGUCAACUUUCGACGUGCCGGAGUUCGCCCCAGACACCAGUGUCCCGGCGCCUCGCACCAACAGCCCGCCCAUCCCCACCGUCCUUAAGCGCCUCCAGAGUGCUGACUCCACGCCCAUGCUUCCGGAGCUCCCCAACCCUCCCUCACGCCCUCUCUCAAGACCACCCUCUCCCAGGAGUCUAUCUGCAGCCAACUGUCUGGGCUCCGGCAGCCGUCCCGGCAGUCGUCCCGGCAGCUCAGGUUCUCAGCCGGCCCUACAAGGACGAAUAGUAGCAGAUUUGUCCUUGGAUGGUAGAAGCAGCAGCCAGCCUCCGUCACCCUGCUCCCGGCCACCCACACCUCGCCGCCUGCCGCCCAUGACACCUUCGAGGAGUGAGGAGCUGGUGACGUCACCUCGAUCCGCCUCAGAGUUACGCUCCACCUCCCCGCCUGUGCCGGCCCUGGCCAAGCGGCUGUCAGCUACCUCUAGGCCUGGCCAGCCGCCCCAGGCAACUUGUCUUGAGCGGCAGUUGACGCCUGUGGAGACACCAGAAUCACCCAGGGCACCAUCCGCCUCCUCUCCCACCGCCUCCCCGCCCUCUGCUGUCACCUCCGGUAUGUACCCCAAAGACGUGGGAGGGGAGCUGCAUUGUGGGUAGUGGGGAGCUGCACUGUGGGAGUAUGGAGCUGCACUGUGGGAAUGGGGAGCUCUACUAUGGGAGUCGGGAGCUGUACUGUGGGAGUGGGGAGCUGUACUGUGGGUGUGGGGAGCUCUACUGUGGGUGUGGGGAGCUGCACUGUAGGAUUGGGGAGCUGCACUGGAGGAUUGGGGAGCUGCACUGUAGGAUUGGGGAGCUGCACUGUAGGAUUGGGGAGCUGCACUGUAGGAUUGGGGAGCUGCACUGUAGCAGUGUGGAGCCUGGGAUGUCCUAUCGCAGUCCA
Molecule: messenger RNA, 1756 nt
Organism: Homarus americanus (American lobster)
Lineage: Eukaryota; Metazoa; Arthropoda; Malacostraca; Decapoda; Nephropidae
Product: proline-rich protein 36-like
Source: RefSeq, a predicted model, not a curated record